Messenger RNA from Diachasma alloeum, 1861 nucleotides. Its product is annotated as dnaJ homolog subfamily B member 12. The record is from RefSeq and is a predicted model, not a curated record. Bases 308 to 1411 code for a protein of 367 amino acids. Gene Ontology annotation, biological process: cellular response to misfolded protein. NCBI's taxonomy places the organism in Eukaryota, Metazoa, Arthropoda, Insecta, Hymenoptera, Braconidae. Gene Ontology annotation, cellular component: endoplasmic reticulum membrane. Gene Ontology annotation, molecular function: Hsp70 protein binding. The transcript is spliced from 8 exons.
UUUGUUUUCAUUUCGUUGGGAGCCUGCCAUUUUUAUGCUCAAUAUCUGUGUCACAUGUGAGCUAGUGGAAAAUAGGGCGUCAAUGUGUGUGAACCCCCCCCACACUCAUGAAUUAUUAAUUGGAAAACGACUGGGCUUGAGGUUCUACACGUACAAUUUAUACUUACCUGAUGAUUGAAUUGACCCAAUGCGAGACCUAGCGGACCAAUGUGGACCCUGUGAGGGGUGAGACUCGUGACAACUACGUGGUGAACAAUCGUAGGUGUGACGUAAUUCAUCACUUAGCUCUCUUGGGUAAUUGGGGGACAUGGACAGCAAUAAGGAUGAGGCAGACAGGUGUCUGGAUCUGGCUGAACAGUGCAUCAGGGAGAGCAGGUUCGAGGAGGCGGAGAAAUUCGUGAGGAAGGCUAUGAAACUUUAUCCUACCAAAAGGGUUGAAGAAAUUCUUGCGAGAGUCUCGGUAUUGUCAAAGCAGAAUAAAAAAUCAGAUCCCGAGCCUGAAGUCAGGAAACGCCAGACGACGACAACAAAUAAGGAAAAUAGUCAGCCACAAGCCAAUGCCGAGUACUCCAAGGAACAGUACGAGUAUGUUAAACGGAUAAAGAAGUGUAAGGAUUAUUAUGAGAUACUGGGGGUGACUAAGGAGGCGACAGACAGUGAGAUCAAGAAGGCGUAUAAAAAAUUGGCCCUGCAGCUUCAUCCUGAUAAGAAUAAAGCCCCUGGUGCAGCUGAAUCCUUCAAAGCAAUUGGUAAUGCUGUAGCAGUACUAACAGACACCGAAAAACGAAAGCAAUAUGACCUGUACGGUUCAGACGAGGACAGAAUGCAAUCGGCGCAUUCACGAUCAACUCACACUCACCACAACUACUCACGAGGAUUUGAGACUGACUUUACAGCUGAGGAAUUGUUCAACAUGUUCUUCGGGGGUGGUUUUCCACAGCAGGAGUUCUACAUGAGGCGAACCGGUGGCAGAUGGAUGAGACAAACACCUGAUAAUCAGCCACAGCAUGCCCACAGGGAGCAAGCCAAUGGCUACACUGCCUUUCUGCAAAUGCUACCAGUGCUUUUACUCAUAGUUCUCACUAUGAUGAGCAGUUUCUUCAUCUCUGAUCCUCUUUAUAGUUUACACUCGAAUGCGAAAUAUUCGGUUCAGAGGACAACUCAAGACCUCAAAGUGCCCUACUACGUCAAGGAGAAUUUCCACAGCGAGUAUCAGGGCAGUUUACGUAGAUUGGAGAUAUCUGUGGAGGAAGAAUACAUGAUAAACCUCAGGAAUGCUUGUUAUAGGGAAAAAAGUUACAAGGACUCAAUGGUCUGGAAGGCGAGAAACUUCGGCGACGCCGAGCUAUUCCAGAAGGCAAAAAACAUCGACACCCCUUCGUGUCGUAAACUCCAGGAAAUCCACGCGUAAACAAGAUAAUUCAUCCUGCAUAUAAAAUGUAGAUAGGUGUAUAAUAUACAUCCAUUGUGUAUCAAUUAUCCACUUGAAUGCUGUAGAAAACACUGGAGUGCAGUGUAAGAUGUAUCAGCUUACGAUGAAAGCCCCCAGACACCAUUGAGUGAAGCUAUUCUGUACUGCAUUUUUAUGAGCAACUCAGAUAAUUCUCAGUCGGCCACCAAAAUGUAUCGAAAUUAAGGUUUCUCCUACCGUUUCCACUUAAUUUUUUGUGUGUAUAUCCAUGUAAAUUUACAGUUCUUCAUUGUCAAUUCUUUUAUUGAUUGAAUAUCAAUUUGACGCGGAUUUGGGAGAUUUAUGUACAAUGUGCACUUAUUUAUUUAAUGCAUAAUAUCCAUGUAUAUGAUAAUUAAUACUGGUGAAUAAAAAUUGUUUUACGUGCAGUAAACGAAUUUUCAAGUUUCA